This is a messenger RNA of Arabidopsis thaliana (thale cress), 1871 nucleotides long. RefSeq names its product Glycosyl hydrolase family 10 protein. The record is from RefSeq and is marked reviewed. Gene Ontology annotation, biological process: carbohydrate metabolic process. The transcript is spliced from 6 exons. Bases 6 to 1736 code for a protein of 576 amino acids. Gene Ontology annotation, molecular function: hydrolase activity, hydrolyzing O-glycosyl compounds; endo-1,4-beta-xylanase activity; hydrolase activity, acting on glycosyl bonds. NCBI's taxonomy places the organism in Eukaryota, Viridiplantae, Streptophyta, Magnoliopsida, Brassicales, Brassicaceae.
CUGCAAUGAAGCUUCUACUACUGCUGCCUCUUGCUUUCUGCUGUCUUUCUCUAUCAAGGUGUGAAGAAAUUCUCGUCCCUUAUGACUACUCGGCAACAAUAGAGUGUCUAGAGAUUCCUUAUAAACCACAGUACAAUGGAGGGAUCAUCGUGAAUCCUGAUAUGCAAAAUGGUUCCCAAGGCUGGUCACAGUUCGAAAAUGCAAAAGUCAAUUUCAGAGAAUUUGGAGGCAAUAAGUUUGUUGUUGCCACACAGAGAAAUCAAUCUUCUGACAGCGUCUCACAGAAGGUUUACUUGGAAAAAGGAAUUCUCUACACAUUCUCUGCUUGGUUACAAGUAAGCACAGGAAAAGCUCCUGUGAGUGCCGUUUUCAAGAAGAAUGGUGAAUAUAAGCAUGCCGGUUCGGUUGUUGCUGAAUCCAAAUGUUGGUCCAUGCUGAAAGGUGGCCUCACUGUUGAUGAAUCUGGUCCUGCUGAACUCUUCGUCGAGAGCGAGGACACAACAGUUGAGAUUUGGGUUGAUAGUGUCUCUUUGCAACCAUUCACACAAGACGAAUGGAACGCUCACCAGGAGCAGAGCAUUGACAAUUCAAGAAAAGGUCCUGUCAGAAUCAGAGUCGUCAAUAACAAAGGCGAGAAGAUACCAAACGCAUCCAUUACCAUAGAACAGAAGCGACUCGGAUUCCCAUUCGGGAGCGCUGUAGCACAGAACAUACUUGGGAAUCAAGCAUACCAAAACUGGUUCACUCAAAGAUUCACCGUGACUACAUUCGAAAACGAGAUGAAAUGGUACAGCACAGAAUCUGUAAGAGGCAUAGAGAAUUACACAGUCGCGGACGCAAUGUUGAGAUUCUUCAACCAGCAUGGCAUUGCUGUACGUGGACACAAUGUUGUAUGGGACCACCCUAAGUAUCAAUCUAAAUGGGUUACUUCUCUGUCACGUAACGAUCUAUACAAUGCAGUAAAACGAAGGGUUUUCUCGGUGGUCUCGCGAUACAAAGGCCAGCUUGCCGGUUGGGAUGUUGUGAAUGAGAAUCUCCAUCACUCCUUCUUUGAGAGCAAGUUUGGUCCUAACGCCUCUAAUAACAUCUUCGCGAUGGCACAUGCCAUUGAUCCAAGCACAACAAUGUUUAUGAAUGAAUUCUAUACAUUAGAGGACCCUACAGAUCUGAAAGCGAGUCCAGCGAAGUAUUUGGAGAAGCUUAGGGAGCUUCAAUCUAUUCGGGUUCGCGGAAACAUUCCAUUGGGGAUCGGUCUUGAGUCUCAUUUCAGCACUCCUAACAUUCCGUAUAUGAGAUCAGCUCUUGAUACUCUUGGUGCCACUGGUUUGCCUAUUUGGCUCACUGAGAUCGACGUUAAAGCUCCUUCCAGUGAUCAGGCCAAGUAUUUUGAGCAAGUCCUAAGAGAGGGACAUGCGCAUCCGCAUGUGAAAGGAAUGGUGACGUGGACAGCUUAUGCACCAAAUUGCUACCACAUGUGCCUCACCGAUGGAAACUUCAAGAAUCUACCAACUGGAGAUGUUGUGGACAAGCUUAUACGUGAAUGGGGAGGGCUACGCAGCCAAACUACUGAAGUCACCGAUGCUGAUGGAUUCUUUGAAGCUUCACUCUUUCAUGGUGACUAUGAUCUCAAUAUUUCUCAUCCUCUCACCAAUUCAAGCGUUUCACACAACUUUACGUUGACUUCUGAUGACUCCUCUUUACAUACCCAACCAUCAACUUUUGUCUUUCGUGUUUGAGGCGCUAAGUUUACAACUACUUUAUGUAUAUGAGUAGUCUGAUUCUUAGUGAAAAGUUGUGGCAGAUAUAUAGUCUGUUUUGAAUUAUACUUGUGUGAGAGGUAACUUUCGUGAGCAUCUUUGGGUUGGUUUCCU